ACUCCUAUCUAAAGGUGGCUUCCCAGUGAAGUAAAGGAAGAGGUUUGAACUUCAGAGCACAGCUGCAGGGUUCUUCUCUGAUCUGAACAAUGGCUGUAGCUGUGGAUGAACAAAUCCAGACUCCUCAAGUACAAGAAGAGCUCCAAAUAGUGAAGCUGGAAGAAGAUUCCCACUGGGAGCCGGAAAUUUUCUUUCAAGGGAGUAUCCCUGGACCAGAGACCUCCUGCCAGCACUUUUGGUAUUUCCACUAUCAAGAAGCAUCAGGACCCUGGGAGGCACUCAUCCAACUCCAGAAGCUCUGUCAUCAGUGGCUGAGACCGGAGAAGUGUACGAAAGAGCAGAUCCUGGAGUUGCUAGUCCUGGAACAGUUCCUGGCUGUCCUUCCCCAGGAGAUCCAGAUCUGGGUUAGACAAAAACAUCCAGAGAGUGGAGAGGAGGCAGUGGCUCUGGUGGAGGACUUGCAAAAAGAACCUGGAAGACUGGGGCUGCAGGCAGUGGUGAAGAACUCACAGCCAGAACCAGAAGACCAAAUGAACCACAGCCCCAAAGUAAAACUUGGAUCCUUCCGCGAGAGCGGCACCUCCAAAGGGAAGAAGAACCUUGGUCGGCAUGUUUUGUAAAACUACACAGCAGAGCUGGUGGCACCUCUCCUUAUGUGAGUGAGACCUUACUGGUCCCAGUAGGUAAGGCGUGGGUACCA
Balaenoptera acutorostrata (minke whale) is the source of this 700-nucleotide messenger RNA. Its product is annotated as putative SCAN domain-containing protein SCAND2P. The transcript is spliced from 3 exons. The record is from RefSeq and is a predicted model, not a curated record. NCBI's taxonomy places the organism in Eukaryota, Metazoa, Chordata, Mammalia, Artiodactyla, Balaenopteridae. The coding region runs from base 90 to 620 and encodes 176 amino acids.